AUGGCAUUCUCUAACCGAAGCUUUCAGUGGGGUACAAGCACCCGCUUCCAACCUACUGCACCCAGUGUCAGUGGUUUAACCUCCAGGAAAACGGCCAUCCAAAAGAUUCAGGCACCUAGCGUCUAUGGGGGAGCUGGUGGCUAUGGCACUCGCAUAUCUACCAGCACCAACUAUGGACAAGGCUUCGGUGGGAACUUCCACCUUAAUAUUACUGGUAAUGAUGUGCUGCUCACUGGCAAUGAAAAAUCAACAAUGCAAAAUCUAAAUGACCGUUUGGCUUCGUAUCUGGAGAAGGUGCGUUCUCUAGAAAAGGCAAACUCCCUGAUUGAAAAGCAGAUCAAGGAGUGGUAUGAGAAGAAUACCACAGACGUAAGGCAUGACUAUAGCUCAUACUUUAAAACAAUUGAAGAUCUCCAAAAUAAGAUUGGUGCUGCACAGUUGGAAAAUGCAAGGCUUGUCCUGCAGAUUGACAAUGCCAAACUGGCUGCUGAUGAUUUUAGACUGAAGUAUGAGAAUGAACACCUGCUGAGGCAAAGUGUCGAGAGUGACAUUAACGGACUGAUCCGAGUUCGCGAUGACUUGACUUUGACAAAAUCUGAUUUGGAGUCACAGAUUGAAAGUGUGAAUGAAGAACUAGCUUUUCUUAAGAAGAACCAUGAGGAGGACGUUAACAGACUGCGCAAAGAGGUGUCAGUUAAUGUAGAGGUGGAUGCUGCUCCAAGCAUUGAUCUUGCAACUAUUAUGGAAAACAUGAGACAGCAAUAUGAAGAAAUGGCAGAAAAGAACCGUCAAGAAGCCAAAGAACAAUUUGAAAAGCAGACAGAAGAACUGAACCAGGAAGUAGCAAUCAACGUUGAACAGCUGCACGCCCAAAGGAGAGAGAUCACCGACCGGAGACAGAUCUUUCAGGGUCUGGAGCUAGAAUUACAGUCCCAGCUUAACAUGAAAAAGUCUUUAGAAAGCACUCUGGCUGAAACUGAAGCACGUUAUAGUUAUCAGCUAACCCAAAUACAGGAAACAGUUGCCAAUUUAGAGGCUCAACUGAGGCAACUCCGAGCUGACAUGGAGGGUCAGAAUAACGAGUACAGUAUAUUGCUGGAUAUCAAGACUCGCUUGGAAAUGGAGAUCGCCACGUACCGCCGUCUGCUGGAAGGAGAGGACAUCACACUAGAGCAGGCACUCAGCAAGAGCAUAUUGACCUUCUCUUGUGCCCAAAGUAAAACCACAGACUCCUCAAAGAAAUCAAGUAAAGUUAAGAAGAUCAAGACAAUUGUUGAAGAGGUGGUUGAUGGCAAGGUUGUCUCCUCUCAGAUCGAAGAGAUUGAAGAGAAGAUGUGA
Molecule: messenger RNA, 1338 nt
Organism: Gymnogyps californianus (California condor)
Lineage: Eukaryota; Metazoa; Chordata; Aves; Accipitriformes; Cathartidae
Product: keratin, type I cytoskeletal 20-like
Exons: 9
Coding region: 1-1338 (445 amino acids)
Molecular function (GO): structural molecule activity
Source: RefSeq, a predicted model, not a curated record